Molecule: messenger RNA, 408 nt
Organism: Zygosaccharomyces rouxii
Lineage: Eukaryota; Fungi; Ascomycota; Saccharomycetes; Saccharomycetales; Saccharomycetaceae
Gene: QCR6
Product: ubiquinol--cytochrome-c reductase subunit 6
Exons: 1
Coding region: 1-408 (135 amino acids)
Biological process (GO): mitochondrial electron transport, ubiquinol to cytochrome c
Source: RefSeq, a predicted model, not a curated record
AUGAUUAGCGCCAUUACGGAAUAUUUGGAAGAAUUGAAAGAAUCCUUUACACCAACUGUUGCCAGAGCAGAAGACGAAGAAGAAGGUGGUGAAGAAGAAGGUGGUGACAGCGAAGGUGGUGACGACGAGGAAGAAGAUGAAGACGAAGAAGACGAAGACGAAGAAGACGAAGACGAAGAAGAAGGAGGCGAUCCAUUGGAUUCUCUAAGAGAUGAAUGCGCAAAUACUCCAGAAGGUAAAGAAUUGACUCACCACUUUAUGGAAUGUGUUGAAAGAGUUCACAAGGCCGAAGAGCAGCCAGGUUACGAAGAUGCUGAGUACAAAGAAGACUGUGUUGAAGAAUUCUUCCAUUUGACUCACUAUGUUGACAACUGUGCUGCACCAAGACUAUUCAGCAAGUUGAAAUAA